Molecule: messenger RNA, 5208 nt
Organism: Pieris macdunnoughi
Lineage: Eukaryota; Metazoa; Arthropoda; Insecta; Lepidoptera; Pieridae
Source: the annotation of a GenBank genome assembly
AUGUGUGUCGCGCGACAAACACAAGCACGUGCGAUCGGGCGUCUGACGUCACAGGGGUCGCCCCCGCCCCGCCUCUUAGAGAGAGAGAGAGGAGAUCUAAGCGCGGCAACGGCGCACGGCCCGUUUGUUUUCGCAUGUAACGCCAGUGAUAAGGGUGACCAGGGCUCCUGGGAAAGUGGACUGUCGUACGAGUGUCGUUCUCUUCUAUUCAAAGCUCUCCAUAAUCUCAUUGAAAGAUGUUUGCUAUCGCGGGACUUUGUGAGGCUCGGAAAGUGGUUUGUGCAACCGUACGAUGGAGACGAAGAGGACGUUGGCAAAAGCCCGUGGCACCUGUCUUUCUCGUUCGCGUUCUUCCUGCACGGCGAGAGUACUGUGUGCGCGUCAGUUGAUGUCCGCCAGCACCCGCCAGUUCGUACGCUCACCGCUAAGAGGCUUGCGCGGUUGCACGCUCCGCCCGCUCAUUCGCCAAAGGAUAACAAGGUUAUCCUGGCGCCAUUCGGACUGGAAGGCCGCGUGACGGGCAGGGAGUGGACAGACUCGGAUCCCGCUACUGCCCGUUUGCUCGACGCCUGGAGGCAUCUCUAUCCUUUGGAGCAAGCUACUGCUGCUGUAGAGGUGGAAUGUGGCGGCGUGCGCAUGCGUUACCCGGUUCCGUACGUGCUCGUGACGGAGAUGGAGGCGCAUCCGGGCACUCCCCCACCCGCAGCGGAGCUAGCUGCACGCACGCUUCGCUCUCUCACAACGCCUGUAGCCCAUCAGACUGCUGAGUUAAGCUUCGCCGAGACAUCCGGGGACCCGAGUGACGACUUCGUAGACCCAACACGCAAAACUGGUUGCGCCUGCGCAAAGUGGCGGCGGCGCCGAGCCCCGCGCCCGACGCCCUUCCACCGCCGCGCGCCGCCCCGCCCGCCCCGCUCGCCACGCUCUCCUCGCGCCGCAAGGCAUCACGCGCCCAUCCCGCAAGCCAAUAACUGCAGUGGCGUUAAUGGUCGCGGGACGUGUUCGCCGGCGAGUUGCGGUGGGGCUUCGCCCGCUGCGCCCGGCUCGGCGCCUUCUCCCCAUCACACCACCUUACCUUCGCAUCAGGGUCCAAACGUACCCACAACGCUGCAUACGCCAGCUCCAACGCCAGACCCGCUGGCUCCACCCACACCCGCUCCGCCUUCUCAUCAUAAUCAUAAGCUGUUUACUCAGGGCGACUCACCACCGGCGGGCAGCACGUUAAGCACAACGGGCGGGCAGUCGCCCAGUGCGGUGGGGGCGGGGGCGGGCACUGGGACAACCUCGGUGCCCUUGCCGCGGCGACCGCUCCUACCCGCUGCUGAGAAGCGGCUAGACCCGCUAGAGGAUGAACACUCGCUGCAUAUGCUCUACGAUUAUACCACCGUGCACGCCUGGCUGGAGCACCCAGUGAAGCGGUUCAAAAGUGACGAGAACAAGUUCCGUGAGGAGUUGGUGCUGGGUACGACCGGUGUUGAUUUGUACGCGGGACAAGAGUACACACGCCCACCGGACUACAUACACAGAGUUGAUAUCAAACAGGAGAAAGUCGAACAGGAGGAUGUGAAGGACUACAAAAACCUAUUUAGAUUGGACGGUCUGUGUCCGACUUACAAAGAUUUGGAACAGAUUUUUGACAACUCAGACGACGCCGCUAGCGGCGAUGAGACGGUAAGACUUUUACAAGUGCAAACGCCACCGGACUCGAAUAAGUCAUCAGAAGUGCGCUGCGUACGUGCAGAAGAGCUAAGUAAGAUGUUCCCGACGCCGCCCAGUAUGGAGGCGCACGCGCAGUCCUCACCCGGUUUUUGUGCUGACGACACCAUAACUGCCGGAACACUCACACGUCAUGGAAGUCCGCCUAGAGACCCCAUCGAAGAUUGGUCGUAUGUAUUCAAGCCAGCAACCGUAUACAAGUACGUGGGGUCAUCCAAAUACGCCCCCUUGAGUACGUUACCCAGUCAGCUGUUACCGCCUGUGGUAUUGCCGCCUCACGCCGUGUACCGCCCGCGAUGGCAACACGACUCUAACACGACAGAACAUGAUGCGUCGCAUGCGCAUGCAACGACGGAAGCAGGCGCUACAAGUACAAGCAACACCACAACCACCACUGGUGGGGUUAAGCGAGCUCUAUCGACGACGUCCAGUACGGGACGUUCUCGGGCCCUCCCCUCCCCUCGCCGAGCUGCACCCCCACAGCCCUCCCCCGCCUCACCUCGCACCCCUGCACCAGCCUGUCCCCUACUUCUGAACGUACUUCUCGCGGACACGGUGCUCAAUGUCUUCAGAGAUCACAACUUUGACAGUUGCACACUGUGUGUCUGCAACGCCAGUGGACGGAGCGUGGGAAACAUUCGAGGAGCGGAUGCAUCUACUUACUUGUGUGGCGUGGAUUGGGGAGGCGCAGAUGAAGAGCCAACUCGAUGUUCGUGUGGUUUUAGCGCUGUCGUUAAUAGACGACUCUCACACCGCGCUGGACUCUUUUACGAGGACGAAUUGGAGAUAACUGGCGUAGCGGAAGAGCCGCGGCGUCGCGGUGCGGGAGACGCGUUAGGCGAAGUGGCUAGCGUGGUGGUGGCGCUGUGCGCUGCACCCGCUGCCUCUGCCGCCUCUGCGCUAUCUCGCGCCGCGAGGAGGGCCGCCGCGGCCCUUGCCCCGACCCAUACCGACACGCGGCUCAACCUGCUCGAAUACUCAGAUGGCGGUGCGGCAGCAAUGUGUGCGCUCCGUGCGGCAGCUGGCGGCGCUAUAUCCAUCACGGCCACUAAGAACAAGAAUGGAAUCACGAUGGGGGCGGUGCAUCGAUGGCCCUUCAUUGGUGCGCGUGCGCCGCGGUCUUCAAGAGAUGUUGUGAGAUUAAUGCGCCGCCUUCGACCAUUACUGCAAGACGCGAUACAGAAGCGUUGCGCGGGCGCUCGCAUGUGGGACGGGGUGACUGGGCCGCUCACGUGGCGACAGUUCCACCUUUUAGCCGGCCGAGGCAACGAAGACCGCUGCGAGCCACAACCGGUCCCUCCGCUACUUGUAGGCCACGAUCGGGACUGGGUUUCUCUGUCUCCCUACGCGCUUCGGCAUUGGGAGCGGUUGGCCUUAGAACCUUAUUCGUAUAGCCGGGAUGUCGCGUACGUUGUACUCGCUGCAGACGGUGACGCACUGACUGAGCCGGUGCGGACGUUCUUUAGAGAGCUCUCGGCUUCCUAUGAAGCGGCGAAGCUGGGAAGGCAUCAACCGAUAUCCAGAAUAGCGAGGGACGGUAUUGUUAGGACUGCACCAGCUGAAAUUGAUAGGGAUACAAAUUGCGAGGAAUGGACGGGCGAGUUACCACCGGGGCGUUUGGGAGAAUACGUGCGCGCAUACGCAGAGACCUUGCGGGCGAACCUAGUACCGCAACUAGCCGCUUUAAACGUCGAUAAGACGUUGUUCGAAUCACCAAAUAGUACAGGAGCAAUGCGACCGCCAACUGCGCCUGACAGACCGGAUACUCCAGGCGGGGCGGGUGGAACUGAGCCGGAAUCAGAUAGCGGAACGGGCGGUUUGGGCACGGCUAGCAGCGCCUGGGAAGAAGAAGAGGGCGGUCCGCCCGCCCUCGUGCUCUAUGUUGUGGAGCCACCUGCAGCACAUGCGCAUCGCCCACGAGCAUUGCACGCCCUAUUACGACUUGUUGCGCAGGCGCAUCAUCAUCUUCAUCACCACAAUCCUCUUAUUAAGAUCAUAUCCUUGGAGGGUGUAUGCGAGACUUGGUGUGGGGCGGGCGGUGGCGGGGCGGCGAGUGAGCCGGGUCUCGUAGCAGAACUUCGCGCACUCGCCUUUACCGUAUUCGCGAGCGCACGCCGCAAUCUUGCGCACACGCCCAACGGAAAAUCGCUCACGGGCUUCGGCACUGCUGCGGACGCUAAUCUCUUCGUUUCUAAUAAAGACGAGAAAAACCGCGCGCCGUACCGUCUCUUUUCACCGGCGUGGGUGCUGGCUCCUCCUCGCGCACCCAAAGAAGUGGCAGAGACAUGGGGACAGGCGGGCGAACAUGGCGCCGUACUUUACGUGGCCUACUGCCUCUCCCACGACCAGCGCUGGUUGCUAGCUUCUGCCACUGAUGCACGCGGGGAGCUACUCGACACCGCCGCUAUUAAUAUCUAUGUACCUGCCAGAUCGCGCCGAAAACGCGGUGGUCCUGCACGAAGGCAUGGCCUGACGAAGCUGAUGGAUUUCGCGCUGGGCGUAAUGUCACAGGCCGCUCAACCUUGGAGGCUGGUAGUGGGACGAGUAGGGCGGAUAGGGCAUGGCGAGCUCAAAGGUUGGAGUUGGCUGCUGUCCAGGCCGAAUCUGUCUCGCCUGUCGACCACGCUGCGCGAGAUGUGCGGCAGCUGCUCUCUCCUAUACCCCACGGGGGCACCCUGCAUCCUCUCUGCCUGUCUCGUGUCCACCGAGCCCGACCCCUGUCUGCGGCUCAUGGCCGACCGCUUCACGCCCGACGAGCGCUUUUCGAAGGCCUCCAUCCAAUCCCACCUGCACACGCCACGCGACGUCACCGCCACGCACAUUCUCGUCUUCCCGACGUCGGCCACCACGCAGUCCAACCAGAUGCCCUACGAACAGCCCGCUGCCAACGGCGAGGAGAACGACAUGCUGCUCAUCGGCCUCGAGAUGGUCGACGAGGACAUCGGCGAGGAUCAGAUGGCGGACCUGCUCAUCACCGACAUGUUCCAAUGCUGGCAGGGCGGAGGCUCCCCGCGUCGAGACGACGAGCCGGGAAGCCGCGAGGGAAGCCCGCCCGGCGGGCCGGCCGCCGCUGCCGUCGGAGCUUACGCCCGCGACCACGAGCCGCAACCCGAGCAAGUGGGCACGGUGCUCCAACAGCCGCUGGCGCUUGGCUACCUGGUGUCGACGGCUCCGCUCGGUUCCAUGCCUGCCUGGUGGUGGGCCGGCUGCGCACACCUGCGCGACGCCUGCCCCGCCUUCCUUAAGAACGCGCUGCACCUACAGUGCAGCCUUUUGCCUAACGAUGACUACGCCUUCACACAGCGCCGCGACCACAACGCGCAUCCUCUCGAUUCCACCACCACCACUGAUGUACUCAGAUACGUAUUAGAGGGAUACAACGCCUUAUCGUGGCUAGCACUGGACGGCACCACUCACGACCGGAUGUCCUGUCUACCACUGCACGUGCAGGUCCUUAUGCAGCUUUAUCACACCGCAGCCGCUCUCGGCUGA